This is a messenger RNA of Prunus armeniaca (apricot), 1587 nucleotides long. The record is from the annotation of a GenBank genome assembly. NCBI's taxonomy places the organism in Eukaryota, Viridiplantae, Streptophyta, Magnoliopsida, Rosales, Rosaceae.
AUGUGCUACUCAGGGACUGGCAAGACUCGGAGUGUUUGGGAGUGGAAAGAAGUACAAGAGCAGUCGCAAGGGGGAAGAUUAAUGAAAUGGUUUUUGAUAAAAAGGUUUUCGUGGGAGCAACUGGUUACGGAGAAUAAUCCAGUAAUUAGUAUAUACGCAUUGCGGCGGACUAGGGUGUUGGCUUUAGACCCAAAAGAUGAGGAUAUCUUACAUGUAGCUCUGGAUGGAGAUAUUGUAGCAUGCGACUUCCGUACACGAACUUCGUUCAAGAGACGUAGAGGGAGGCCCAAAAAUGAUUGGAGUCGUUAUGACGCGGAAGCCUACUCAUUUUCACGCCCAUCUUGGCCGACAACAGUUCCUAAACCGUUUCCUCGUGAUGAUGAUGUAUUGGUUGAAAGAUGCACUGAUAUGAAUGUGAUGUUAUUCUUUUCCAAAACCGAUAAUCCAAUAAGCAGAAUCUAUCCGAUUUGGGAAUCUUUCAUCAUGGCUGCGCUUCCGAGCGGGUGCAAAUCACGCAGUUUAUCUCUCAGUUUCCUUCCUUGUUUUGAUCAAACCAGACAAAUCGAGUCAUUUGUGUUGGGGACAUAUAAUGACUUAAUCUUGUGCUGCGUAGAGGAUGGAUUUGCACGUGAUUACUCCAUCUGCAAUCCAUACACCAACCAAUGGAUUGCUCUUCCUCCCACCCCUCGUGUUCAUCUGGAAUCAGUACUAACGGGAUUCACGUGCGACCAUCACUACUAUAACCACGAGGAAAUGAUGGAUGAUCGGACAAGUACUUCCAACAAGAAGCUUGAGUAUAGGUACAGGGUGGUGCGAAUUCCUGCACCUGUAGUUGAGCAUAAUUUCUUGGAAUUCACGGUGGAAAUCUUCUCUUCUGAGACUGGAGAAUGGAGAGAGUCAGUUAUAUCGAGCUCCCGAGGAUUUAGUUUUACUUGUCACUCUGGUACUCCAGGCGUUGCUUACAAUGGAAUGGUGUGCUGGUUGGUUUUUGGUGGCCUUCUUAUUGGGGUGGAUCCGUUCAACAACAUAAACAACAGUAUUUCGACAGGUGCUAAUAUUACUGGUGACAUUGUCGUCAACAACGAAUUAUGUCGUUUCGUUCAAUUCCAUAAGCCCGAAUACAACAUUGAACGUGUUGAGUGCCUAGGUCUGUGUCGAGGGCGUCUGCGGAUGUGCCAUUUUGAUCUGGACGAUCCCCGCAGAAGUGGCAUUGUGUGUGUUUGGGAGUUGAAAGAAGUCGAAGAAGAAGAUGAUCAGCAGGCGGAUGGAAUUGCAAGCAGAUUGAUGAAAUGGUAUUUGAUAAAAAGGGUUGACCUGAAGGAAUUAGUUGCUGAAAAUCCACAAAUUGAUGAAUGUUGGGCAGAGGGGACGAUAGGAUGGUGCUUUGCCAAGGUGCGGGCUUUUGACACAAACGAUGAGGAUAUUUUGUAUCUAGAUUUGGGUGGAGAUAUUGUGACAUUCAACUUGCGGAAAAGAACUGCAUUUGUUCGAGGGAGAAUCAGUCCAAGAGAUACCAUGUCUUUUAAUGAGUUGACGAAGGCCUUCCCACUUUCGCUCCCACGUUGGCCUACACCACUUCUUAAUUAA